CUCAUAAAGAGGCCCCCAGUGAACUUCUGGUGUUCAAAUUAUCUUCUGCCACACAGCAGAAAAGACCUUCUGACUUCCUUUUAAACAUUUCACUUCAAAUAAUCCAAUGUAUUCUAUGAAGAUAACUCCCAUCUGGAUUCUUAUUGCCAGUCUUUACAGAAUAGGUCCCAGUCGAGCUGUAGAUCUUCAUCAGAAGCCAUUUUUAUCAGUUAAAGUUGGUGAAGCUGCUACACUUCACUGCACAUUUGAGGAACACAUGAGUGCAGAGCGACUGAUUUGGUAUAAAUAUAAACUGGGACAGACUCUUCAGCCGGUGGGAACAGUGUUAGGAAAGGUCUACAUUUAUCCAGAAUUCAAAUCAACAAUGGAACUGAAGGCAAACAAGAGCAGCUUUUCUCUGAAUAUUAAACGUGCUACUGAAGACGAUGAAGGAAUGUACUUCUGCGGUAAAUCUCAAGGGAAUAUUAUUGAGUUUUCCACAGGAACUUCCUUAGCUGUGACAGGUUAUCCUGAGUUAAACAUCUCAGUGCUCCAAACUCCAGUACAGGGGUCAGUUUCUCCAGGAAAGUCAGUCACUCUGCAGUGCACAGCCCUCUCUGAGAUCAGAGCAGCAGAACUCCGAGUGCUCUGGUUCAGAGCUGCUGCAGGACAAUCCUUUCCUGAAAUCAUUUACACUCAUCAGAACAGCAGCAGCCGUCAGUGUGAGAUCAGCUCUUCUACACACAGCUCUGUGUACAACUUCUCCAAGAACAUCCUCGACCACCACCAUAUUGGAACUUACUACUGCGCUGUGGCUGCUUGUGGGAAGAUCAUUGUUGGAAAUGGAACAACAGUAGAACUGAGGCGGCCUCUGGAUCCUGUAGUGAUCUGUCUGGGAGCAGCUUUAGGAGUGUGUGUGGUUGUGAUCUCUGUCCAAACCAUUUUAAACUGUAAAACGAGAAACUGUGAACACUGCAGUGCAGAAAAGCUUAAAGACUCAGUCAAAGAGAAGACGACCAAACAGGAUGAUGAAGCUGAGGAGCUGAAUUAUGCAGCCUUAAAUUUCCAUGAAAAGAAAACUAAAAGAGGAAGAGGGAAACGAGAACAGCUACAAGAAGACACCCUGUAUUCUGCAGUGAGGGGCUCCUCUGUUAAUGACCACAGAGUAACUCAUUAACUGUAACUUAUUAAUUGUAACUCAUUUAUUUUCUUUUA
This is a messenger RNA of Colossoma macropomum (tambaqui), 1194 nucleotides long. RefSeq lists its product as uncharacterized. NCBI's taxonomy places the organism in Eukaryota, Metazoa, Chordata, Actinopteri, Characiformes, Serrasalmidae. Bases 107 to 1156 code for a protein of 349 amino acids. The record is from RefSeq and is a predicted model, not a curated record. The transcript has 6 exons. Gene Ontology annotation, biological process: response to bacterium.